AUGAUGCAGCGAUCUCAGCUGCGGCAUGCGGCGUCCCAGCGUUUCGCGGCAGCCUCUACACCACGGGCAGCGCCGCGCCCGCAGCGCGCGCGGCGGGCGCUGCACGUCGCAGCGGCCGCGAGCCUGCCUGACAACCCAUCCCGCAGCGUCCUGGAGGCGUUCUACUAUGGCAAAGCCUUCGCGACAGUCCUCAACACGCGGCUGGGGGAGCUGGCCGCCUCUGCCCUAGGCGACGCCAGCAGGGCGGCCACAGACCUUCCCCUGCAGCUGCAGAAAUUUCAGGAUGAGGUGCAAUCCCUCGUCCGCGAGGAGCUGGGGGCGGCCGGCGCCGGCGCCGGCGCCGGCCCCGCGGCGGCGCUCGUCGGCGGCGCCCCGGCCGGCAGCAGCAGUGGUGGCGGCGCCCUCCCGACGGGCGGCGCAGGGGACGGGGUUCGGGGGUACAACACGGCGCCCACAGACCUUCAGGCGAUCGUGGAUGAGCUAAGGGCCGACAUCGCGGCGUCCCGCGCGGUGCUGCAGCAGCUCAAAUCGCAGCAGCAGUGA
Monoraphidium neglectum is the source of this 543-nucleotide messenger RNA. RefSeq lists its product as hypothetical. NCBI's taxonomy places the organism in Eukaryota, Viridiplantae, Chlorophyta, Chlorophyceae, Sphaeropleales, Selenastraceae. Gene Ontology annotation, biological process: thylakoid membrane organization. The record is from RefSeq and is a predicted model, not a curated record. The transcript has 4 exons. The coding region runs from base 1 to 543 and encodes 180 amino acids.